AACGGAAAACAUAUCACAGAAGACCCUCUAUAGAUAAGUGAGGUGACACUGGCAGUACAACAAGACUUAACCUAACACAAUGUCUGCCGUCAUGGUUCUCCGCGUAUUGAUUGUGACAGUGUUGUUCUGCGGUUGCCUUACAUCACCAAUGAAGCCAGAAGCGGCCAAUAGAGGGCUUUUUUCCGCGUUUCAAGACAUAUUCGGAUGCGGGGUGAAUAUGAUGCUGGAUGCGGCUGGUGGAAUGUCCCAGACGAUUGGAGCAGGCAUGGACACCGCGAUGAACAUGUUCGGUGGUUUCUCACCAUUCCAAUGGAAUCCUUUUGCCAGCAAUGCUGCUUUGGACAAUGUCCUCUCCAGUGCUACAAUAAAGCCACCCACAGAAACAACUAUAGCACCAACUGUAGCACCAACUACAAGUGCCAACCCGGAACACCACUGGAUAGCCCUGGGCAGGAAAUAGUUCUUGUU
Mizuhopecten yessoensis (Yesso scallop) is the source of this 468-nucleotide messenger RNA. RefSeq lists its product as uncharacterized. Lineage: Eukaryota; Metazoa; Mollusca; Bivalvia; Pectinida; Pectinidae. Bases 80 to 460 code for a protein of 126 amino acids. The record is from RefSeq and is a predicted model, not a curated record. The transcript has 3 exons.